AUGUGCCAGAUGUUAAGAAAUCGUCAAGAACAGUUAGAGAACAAGCAACCGUUAAAUCAGCGUGUAGAUUUAAAUAAAAUAGAAUGCAUCGAAGACGUCCCCUGGAUUGAUCGAUAUAUGGAACUAGCUAUAGCACUCGAUGCUGCCGAUAUUAAUAAUAAAGGUAUAAUUAGUAAGACCGAAGCUAUGCAUUUAAUAAACAAGUACAAUGUCAGUCAUAAAUUAAACUAUGACGAUAAAAUUAUUUUAUCAGCAAUUGAUAAUUCGCUGCAACCAGAAAAUAAUAAGCAUAUUUGCAUUGGAAAUUUAUUAGAAGAAUUAAAUAUAUCAAGUCAAAAUUAG
This is a messenger RNA of Trichoplax adhaerens, 342 nucleotides long. RefSeq lists its product as uncharacterized. The record is from RefSeq and is a predicted model, not a curated record. The transcript is spliced from 2 exons. NCBI's taxonomy places the organism in Eukaryota, Metazoa, Placozoa, Uniplacotomia, Trichoplacea, Trichoplacidae. Bases 1 to 342 code for a protein of 113 amino acids.